CGUGAGGCUGCGCAUGCGCCGAACGGUCACGUGGUGGCUAGCCGGGGAAAAUGGCGGCUUCGGGGGAGAGCGGGGCUUCUGGCGGUGGCGGCAGUACGGAGGAAGCAUUUAUGACCUUCUACAGUGAGGUGAAACAAAUAGAGAAGAGAGAUUCAGUUCUAACAUCUAAAAACCAGAUCGAAAGGUUGACCCGUCCUGGUUCGUCUUAUUUCAAUUUGAACCCAUUUGAGGUUCUUCAGAUUGAUCCUGAAGUGACUGAUGAAGAAAUAAAGAAGAGGUUUCGGCAGUUAUCCAUAUUGGUGCAUCCUGACAAAAACCAAGAUGAUGCUGACAGAGCACAAAAGGCUUUUGAAGCUGUGGACAAAGCUUACAAGUUGCUACUGGAUCAGGAACAAAAGAAGAGGGCCCUGGAUGUAAUUCAGGCAGGAAAAGAAUACGUGGAACACACUGUGAAAGAGCGGAAAAAACAAUUAAAGAAGGAGGGAAAACCUACAAAUGUGGAGGAGGAUGAUCCUGAGCUGUUCAAACAAGCAGUAUACAAACAGACCAUGAAACUCUUUGCUGAGCUGGAAAUUAAAAGGAAAGAGAGAGAAGCCAAAGAGAUGCAUGAAAGGAAACGACAAAGGGAAGAGGAAAUUGAAGCUCAAGAAAAAGCUAAACGAGAAAGGGAAUGGCAGAAAAACUUUGAGGAAAGUCGAGAUGGUCGGGUGGACAGCUGGAGAAACUUCCAAGCAAAUACAAAGGGGAAGAAAGAGAAGAAAAAUCGGACCUUCCUGAGACCACCAAAAGUAAAAAUGGAGCAACGCGAAUGACCACCUGGCCCUGCCCUGCCCUGCCCCAGCGCUUCCUUCCUGCUUCGAAGGACUCGUUCUCCCCUCUCCCCCCACGUUAGAGUAGCAUUCGCUUCUUAGUCCAUUUUGUUUUCAAUACAAUUUAUUACUGAUCAGAGUAAUUCUUUUGUACAUUGAAAUGAGGGCUUGGUUUUAACACCUUCCCUCCCUCACCCCUCGCCCUCGGAGCACUUGGGACAGGGAAGUGCCACCUUGGGCACUGCCUUUUCCUCCACGGCCUGUAACCUAAUAUUUUGUACUUCACCUGAUUGUGAUGGCUAGAAAGUUCAUGUAUAGUUUCUGGAAAUCAUCCAAUUAAACAUCUGCUUACAGUGGUGUUGCCGUGACUUCAGAGCCACCGUGGGGAGUCCCUUGCUUCAGGGGUGCCGCGGGACAGGAAGGGCAGGCCCUUAAGUAGACAGCAGAAGCCCUGUGGGGUCGGCAUGCGCCCUUCUGUUGGACUGACCUAUCAUUGUGGCACGAGGCUGCAAGCCCCCUGAACCCAUUCCCUUUCCAAAGAAUUAGCUGUCUUCCAGCCAGCACCAUUGUGUCCUUACCUGCCUCCCAUUAGUGGUAAUAUUCUUUAUGUAUAAUAAAUUUUUAUACCCAAA
This is a messenger RNA of Perognathus longimembris pacificus (Pacific pocket mouse), 1441 nucleotides long. It is a transcript of the gene Dnajc8, whose product is annotated as DnaJ heat shock protein family (Hsp40) member C8. NCBI's taxonomy places the organism in Eukaryota, Metazoa, Chordata, Mammalia, Rodentia, Heteromyidae. The coding region runs from base 51 to 812 and encodes 253 amino acids. The transcript is spliced from 9 exons. The record is from RefSeq and is a predicted model, not a curated record. Gene Ontology annotation, cellular component: nucleus.